Molecule: messenger RNA, 861 nt
Organism: Trypanosoma grayi
Lineage: Eukaryota; Euglenozoa; Kinetoplastea; Trypanosomatida; Trypanosomatidae
Product: TMEM164 family protein
Exons: 1
Source: RefSeq, a predicted model, not a curated record
AUGGUCUCCCUUUCACUGGUGUCCGUGGCCGAUGCUCUCGUGCCUCAGGUGGCCGCUGACUGGCUGUUAACUGUCUGCCGCCACACUGGGCAGAGGUGGGGCCCCAACGCGGCAACGGAACUCUUCUGGUACCGUCCUCCAAAGGUUCACAUAUUUGAGUUUGUCGUCCUGCAUGCGUUUGUUUGCUGCUGUUUUUAUGCCAGCCGGGGUUACUGCCGCCAGGCGUGGCGGCAAUUGCAGAGUGCACCGCGUGACCGCUCGACCAAGAGCCGAGUGAAUCAACUGCUGGCAGUAGUCCUGUUGGUGUGCUGGAUGUGCCAAGUGCUCUUCAAGGCGACUCGGCCGCAUCCGUUUGUACAGCUGGGCUGGUUGCUAAUGCCCUGCCACCUCCUCACCUUGCUCUGGGCUGCUGUGUUGAUGCGCGGCGGGCGGGAGAGGUACGAAUUGAAUGUCUAUCUCGCCUCCCUUGCUGCGGACUAUCACUGGGGUCCGACAGCGGCAGCGGCAUCACCUGACUUUGGAGAUCACCAAUACCCUAUUGAGGGGUACGUCUUUGUUGUGCACCACGCACUCUUGUUACUCUUACCGUUCUACUUUGCCGCGCGCUAUGAGUUGUUGCCCAUGACUUCAAAGCGUCUGCUGCACGUGACGUCGGUGGCGGUGUUGGUCAAUGUUGGACCAUACACGUUGUAUUCGUAUGUGAGUGGGCUAAAUUUGAACUACAUGUUGUACCCACCGCCAAAGUUAAUGCACACUUUUCCCUUCACUUCGGUGGCCUAUCGGUUCUACGUCAUUGUCGCCCUUAUUGUCCUGACAGUUUUAUUUCACUUCAUCAUUAGUUGCUGUGGUGGGGGCCCCAGG